AUGGCGCCUCUCCAUUCAAAGUUCUUUCGCUGGUGCGCUCUGGGGUCGAAGCGCGACUGGCUCUGCAAUUUCCUCCUGGGGCGAUGCUACAUGACGGGCAUGGGCAUCAUGAAGAGCCUGACACGCGGACUAUCGAUCAUCGAGGACCUUGCCGAUCAAGGCAACGAUACGGCGCAGUUCUAUCUGGGCGGAUUCUACACCCGAGACGGCCCCACCCAGGACCAUGUCAAGUCAGAAAAGUGGCUCCGCAAGUCCGCCAUGUUUGGCAACACCCAAGCCCAGAUGCAGCUGGGUAUGAUGUACAUGCGAGGUAGCGGGCUCCCCAAGGACAUUGAUGCGGCCGUCGUCUGGCUCCGCUCAGCAGCCGAAAAGGGCUGUGCCUCUGCUCAAAUGGCCUUGGGCGGCAUCUAUCUCUCUGGCGACGGCGUGGCCUCCAAUACGGAAGAAGGUCUGAAAUGGCUCCACAGGUCCGCCGAGCAGGGAUUUGCACAGGCCCAGUACGUCAUCGGCAAGCUCUUCCUCGAAAUGGGGGACUCGCUGGAAAAGCAACAGAUAGGUGCCGAAUGGAUGCGCAAAGGUGCUGAAGGGGGAGACGACGAUGCCCAGUACAUGCUGGGCAUGCUUUUCCUUGAAGGCAAACUCUUUGCCCAAGACGAGCACCGUGCAAUCGAGUGGCUCCGCAAGUCUGCGCUGCAGGGACAUGCCAAGGCACAACACGCCCUGGGCGAGUGCCACUUGUAUGGUCAGGGCGUCAUCCCAGACAGAGAGGAAGCACUCAAAUGGCUCUCCAAGGCCGCAGAGCAGGGCCACCCUCCAUCGGUAAUGACAGUCAUGGCGAUGCGAGCCGAGGUCACGGACUAG
This is a messenger RNA of Polychytrium aggregatum, 861 nucleotides long. RefSeq lists its product as uncharacterized. The transcript has a single exon. Gene Ontology annotation, molecular function: protein binding. NCBI's taxonomy places the organism in Eukaryota, Fungi, Chytridiomycota, Chytridiomycetes, Polychytriales. The coding region runs from base 1 to 861 and encodes 286 amino acids. The record is from RefSeq and is a predicted model, not a curated record.